Molecule: messenger RNA, 6908 nt
Organism: Acanthochromis polyacanthus (spiny chromis)
Lineage: Eukaryota; Metazoa; Chordata; Actinopteri; Pomacentridae
Gene: lin54
Product: lin-54 DREAM MuvB core complex component
Exons: 16
Coding region: 152-2590 (812 amino acids)
Biological process (GO): regulation of DNA-templated transcription
Cellular component (GO): nucleus
Source: RefSeq, a predicted model, not a curated record
GCGGAGGGCGUGGCCGGCCUGUGAAAUGUCAGGGAGGAAUGGCGCUCGGCGCGGUAUUUUGAACAAUCGCUUUUUCCUUUCCUCGUUUUAUCUGGAAACGCUGGCCAGCCUAAAAACCUCGGGAUUUACAGAGAGCUGAGACUUUGCAAGCAUGGAUGUGGUGUCACCAGAGCUUAACAGCCUCCUUCCUGAUGAGAUCAUGGACACUGAGGCCAUAGAGGACGUCCCUCAGUCCCAACCUGAAAGCACCACGUCCCAGUCAGAACCCAGCGACGACACAUCGGUCCCAAUGGAAACGGAUACGCCCAUGGCUUCGGAAAAUUUGGGCCUUUGCUCAGAUGCAACUUCAACAGAACAUACUCAGGCUCUGACCACGUCCACGGCUACAGACUCCCCACUCAGCAUCAGCCCUGGAAGUCGGCUUCCUAUCUCAGUUUCCAGUACAUCCUCGCCCAUUCUCACCCUCAAACCAGCCUUGGCUACUUCCACAGCCACAACUAAAACUACAGAUAGCGUAACUGGGACUAGUGUCACUACGAGUGGGUUACAGAAGCUCACGGCUCCGUUCACCAUCUCUGCUGCAAACCACCAGAUUAUUCUCAACAAGGUGGCCUCAUCUCAAGCCACAGAGGCAGCAAAGUCUGCAGGUACUACACCCCAGGUCAUCAAGCAGGAAGGACAAAAACUUUUGCUCACAACAAUAGGAAAGUCGGGGCAGCCUAUAGUGCUUCAGUUACCCCACACAGGCAACAAGCCUGGCAUCUCACAGACUGCAGGAGACGCCAAGUCUCCGGCUCCACAGUUUAAAGUGGUGACUAUCGGUGGGAGGCCGGAACUGAAGCCAGUGGUGGGGAGUGUUGGGAACCAGGUGACCACGUUACAGGCCCAGCAGCUGAAGACUGUACAGAUUGCCAAGAAAACACCAGCAUCUUCAGCUGCACCUAUCAAGUUUAUCAUCACAAAAACAGUUAACAGCAAAAGUCUAAGUCCGCAGACAUCAGUACCUCCUGUGAUUGCAGGGCGGGUCCUGACUCAGACUUCACCGGUGAUUCCUCCGAGGACCAUAAACCUCUCUGAGCCACACAACACUAGUAUACAAAGCCUUCCUGGCAAAAAGAUUGCUAUUUCACCCCUCAAGACUCCCAGCAAGGUGACUGUGGUGUCCGUGGCCUCCCCGACCUCCAACGCCGCUCAGAAAUCAGUAGCGCUGCCCGUCAAUGUAGCACUUGGUCAGCAGAUCCUCACAGUCCAGCAGUCCACAUCUGCAUCUCCAGUCAAAGUGGCCACCAGUCAAAGUGCAGCACAGAAUAUUAAACCUGUGCAGUCCGUGGCUGUGGGAGGAGUGGGCGGUUCCCAGUUUAAGACCAUCAUCCCGUUGGCCACCCAGCCGAAUGUGCAGCAGAUUCAGGUGCCAGGAAGCAGAUUCCACUAUGUUCGUCUUGUCACAGCAACCACAGCGAGCAGCACAGGACAGCCCAGCGGUCCCAGCACCAGCUCCAUACAGACAGCUAAACCCAUGGUGGUCAGUACAGGAGCAGUCAGGAUGUCUGUCCCAAUCGUCCCACCACAGACCAUGAAGCAGGUGGCUCCUAAGCCCUUGACAUCAGCAGCACAAGUAGUAACCACCACUCAGACCCAGCAACGCCUCAUCAUGCCUGCAACUCCACUGCCCCAAAUCCAGCCGAACUUCACCAACCUCCCUCCGGGCACCGUCCUGGCACCAGCUCCUGGAGGCGGGAACGUGGGCUAUGCAGUUGUGCCAGCACAAUAUGUCACACAGCUCCAGCAGUCACCAUUUGUGACGCUCGCCAGCAGCUCCGGUUUCCCUGCGUCCGCUGGCAUCCAGACUCAGGCCAGAUUGCCUCUUAAUGGCUUGUCAGCAGCAGAGACAACCUCAAGACCUAGAAAACCAUGCAACUGCACCAAGUCACAGUGUCUCAAACUAUACUGUGACUGCUUUGCGAAUGGAGAGUUCUGUAAUAACUGUAACUGCAAUAACUGCUUCAAUAACCUGGAACACGAAACGGAACGUCUCAAAGCCAUAAAGACGUGUCUGGACCGAAAUCCAGAGGCCUUCAAACCUAAGAUUGGUAAAGGCAAAGAGGGAGAGUCGGACCGUCGACACAGCAAAGGCUGCAACUGCAAACGAUCAGGCUGCUUAAAGAACUACUGCGAGUGCUACGAGGCGAAGAUCAUGUGCUCAUCCAUUUGUAAGUGCAUUGGCUGCAAAAACUUCGAGGAGAGUCCGGAGAGGAAGACGCUGAUGCAUCUGGCCGAUGCAGCAGAAGUGAGAGUACAGCAGCAGACUGCAGCCAAAACCAAACUGUCCUCACAGAUCUCAGAUCUGCUCAUGAGGACGGCGCCUGUUAUUUCAAGUGGAGGCGGGAGGCUGCCGUAUACGUUUGUAACAAAGGAGGUUUUGGAAGCGACGUGCGAGUGUUUGCUGGAACAGGCCAAAAAGGCAGAACAGACUCACCAGCCUCAGGCAGAGGCAGAGAGGAUGAUCUUGGAGGAGUUCGGACAUUGUCUCAUGAGGAUAAUCAGCUCGGCGGGGAAAGCCAAAGCAGACUGUGCCUCUAUCAACUGCUAGGCCGAGCUCUCCCGGCGCUCCCUCCAACCCUCCCCCGGCUGUGGGGGCUGAGACACACAACUUCUUUGCACUCUGUCUCGGACCCCUGGGGCUCCUGUCCUGCAUGGAAACAGGUCGUCUCCGUCAUCAGAAGGCAGAACAGUAACCUCGAGACAGACAGAUUCCCCCCGCCUUAGGCAAGCAGGAAUAAUAAACAUGGAACAGAUCGCACUGUUCACCUCACUGAAGGACAAAUGGGCAGAGCUGCCUUUCAAGUUGUCAUCACGGUCGUCCACCUGGUUGUGAUGGGCAGAAAGCAGACUGACAUAGUGCUAGACAUGAAUUUAAGCGUUCUUUCACAUCCCUUCAAGCCCCUAUCAAAGCUGUUUGUUCUUCCAUUUUCCUGUUUUCCUGUUAUUCUUUCUCAUUUUGAGGUUUUCAAAAAAAAAAUCGUCUGUAAUUUUUAAGUAAUCAGUAUAUUUGUGCUUACGGUAGACAAACAGGACAUGUAUCUUUUAUAUUUAUUUUUAUUGUUAAUCAUUGUGAGCGCUAAUAUUGUGUGGCUUAUAGUGCUGCAACCUGUUAAUUAACCAAGGCUAGACUAAAUUGUUUCAAUGAAAAUAAGUAGAGGCAAUCUUUGCUUUAAUCCUAAAUGCAAGUGUAAAAUGAAUGCAGUCACACGCACACACACACGUCUAAAAAUACACAGCACUGCUCAGAAGGGUUGAAACAUGGCUAUACCGACUGAGGUGCACAAUUCUCCUGGGGCUGUCUCAUGUUUUAUUAGUCACAUGCUUACUGUACAUUAAAAACACCAUGAAGUUAAAAAUAGUGACUUAUUAAAAGAUGUUCUGGAUAAUUGCUCCUAAUUAGAGGUGAGCAGGCGGGACAACACGCACUCACAAUGCAAAAAUGCUCAGGAACUGCUUGACAAACAACCAACAGACCAAGAUGUUGCCUCCAAACUCGGAUCCAAUCUGAUCAAGUAUCCACAGGAUGCGCUGGAACACGUUUAAAGAUUCUUUGCCCACGUCCCAAUGUCAGACACCACAGGAUACCUUCAGAGGUUUAGGUUUCUGUUCCUGAGUAGGACCGACACAGUAUUGUGCAGGUGGUUUUAAUGUUGGUUGCAGAUCGAUGUAGAAUGCCUAUAAAAAGUAUUCAUCUCCCUUGGAUGUUUCACCCUUUUUGUUGUGUUUAUGCAUGAAAUCAUGGUUAAUAUAAUUUGCCUUUUUUCAACAAGAAUAUAAAAAAGACUAACCCUUUAAUAUCAAAGUGAAAACAGAUUUUUACAAAAUCGUGUCAGUUAAUUACAAAUAUAUAAGGUAAAGUAAAUGAUUGCAUUAAUAUUCACCCCCUUCAGGUCAGUAUUUAGUAGAUGCACCUUUACCCUAUCUCAAUCAGCCUGAACAUCUGGACACUGCUAUUCUCCAUUCUUCUUUGCAAAACCGCUCAAGCUCUGCCAGGUUGCUCGGGGAUCAGGAGUGAGCAGCUCUUUUUAAGCCCAGCCACAAAUUCUCGACUGGAUUAAGAUCUGUUCUUUGACUUGGCCGCUCUAAAACAUUCACCUCGUUGUCUUUGAACCGUUUCUGUGCAGUUUUGGCUGUGUGCUUAGGCUCGUUGUCUUGCUGGAAAAUGGUCUGUAUUUAUAUAGCGCUUUACUAUACCUGCAAGGUACCCAAAGCGCUUUACAGAAUAUGUCACAUUUACCCAUUCACACACACACACUGAUGGCAGAAGCUGCCAUGCAAGGCGCUAACCACGACCCCAUCAGGAGCAAUUAGGGGUUAGGUGUCUUGCUCAGGGACACCUCGACAUGAACACAACGGGCCGAGGAUCGAACCGGCAACCCUCCGGUUACAAGACGGCCACUCUACCCACUGAGCCAUGCCGCCCCAAUCGUAAAGUGUCCCCACAUUAUGAUGCUGCCACCACCAUGCUUCACGGUGGAGAUGGUGCGUUUGCUGUGAUGUGCAGUGUUUGGUGUUCGCCAAAAAUAGCAUCUAGUCUGAUGGACAAAAGGCUCAAUUUUUGUCUCCUCAGAUGAAAGAACCUUCUUCCAGUUGACCUUGGAGUCUCCCACAUGCUGUUGGGCGAAGUGGUGGGAUUUCAUGAGCUUUUUUUUCCAACAGUGGCUUUUUCUUUGCCACUCUUCCAUACAGCUUUGACUGGGCAAUAGUUUUCUAACACAAAGUCACUCCGAUUUGAGACACUGAAGCUUCUAUCUCCUUCAGAGUGGUCGUGGGUGUCUUGGUGGACGACGACUCUUCUGGUCCAGUCAUUCAGUUUGUGAGGUUCUAGGCAGAUUUAAACAGCCUUACUCCUUUCAUUGCUUAGUGAUGGACUUAUCUGAACUCCGUGGGAUUUCCAGUGAGUUGGAAAUCUUUUUGUAGCCAUCUCUUGACUCAUGCUUUUCAAUUAUCCUUUUCUUCAUGUUGCAAUUGUAGCAGGAAAACCGAUGAAGCAGAGACUAGACAUUUCAGAUUCAGGUGUUUUUAUCGUACAAUCACUGAGACACAUCAACUGCUUUGUGACAAUAGGCCAGUCACUUUAAAGGGGUGAAUAGUUAUGCAGUCAUUUACUUUACCUUAUAUAUUUUUAAUCACUUGACAUAAUUUUGUAAAAAUCUGUUUUCACUUUGAUUUAAAGAAGUUUUUAUUGCAAAUUCUUGUCAAAAAAACCAGGUCAUAUUGACAAUGAUUUCAUGUAUAAAAGCAACAAAAAGGUGAAACAUCCAAGUGAGGUGAAUACUUUUUAUAGGCAGUGUAUGUUAGCGCAAAGCAGAGCUCCUUCAGCAGUUUAUUCAGCUCACUUUAGCUCCUCUACUGCUUCUCAAAUGUGUCCAGUUCCACUUCCUUUUCAAUGAAAACCAUUGUUUGUUCACCACCGUUCUAGCAUGGUGUCUCAGUUUUGUUUUCAUGUUAUUACUUAUGAUUCCAAACAAUAUUAUCUAAUGCAGAUGGAUUCAAUGAGUCAUUUUUAACAUGAAAUAAAACUAUUUAAUCAUGAAUCAAUUGGAAAUCAAAUUUAAACUUAAUUUUAUAUUAGGUUUAAACUUAACUUUUAAAAUCAAUCAAAUGCAGUUCAAUUGCUGUACAAGUAACUGACAAAACAGGAUGCUGGAAAUAGAUUAAGGGACUAAUAAACACUAAAACAGCUGAAUAAUAUAAAAUGUUUGACAGGUAGUUAACACGAUUAAAAAAUACACAUAUGAAAAACAUAAAUUAUCAAGUAGAACUAUACAAAUUUAUGGUAAAUAUAGAAUAUACAUUUAAAUGUGAAAACCAUGAAAUGCUUAAACACUGUAUGAAAGCCAUAUUGAAUAGAUGGGUUUAUAUCAAACAUCAGAAAUGAUUUUCUUUUUUGUGUAUUCAAACAUACUAACGACCAAACUUCAUGUCUUUAAUGCUCUUCUACAUUUUGAGUAUGAUUUUUUGAUCAUAUGAGAGACUAAAUUUCUUAUCUAUAAGUUUUUACUUUACUUUAGCAUGCUGUUGACAAGCAUUAUCACUGGCGGUGUGACUGGUACUUUUAAAAUGCACAGUGGUCUAAAAUGAAACCCAUAAAAGAAAGGACAUUUUACCAAAAGGACUCCUGCUAAAGUGAAACCUUUAUCCGAAGUGCUUCACUUUGGGUUCUCUAGAGGUAUUUAUAACUUACUGCUUGAUUGAUAGUCUAAUGCUAUUUUAUGCUGAGAGUCCUAACACAACGUGAGAAUCUUGAAGCACAUUUUAAAACAAAAAUGAUCAAAACUGAUGAAGCAAAACCAGACUUAUCUUUUUUAUUCAAGAUGUUGUUGUCAUAAGCUGGUGCCUACAUUACCUACAAUACAAUUCCGUAGCUGCCCGCUUCGUCGCAGAUUCAGGUGCAUUUUAUGUGCUGUAGAGACCAAAGAAACUACAGUCUCAAUCCAUACAGUCUAUGUAUCAAUCACGGAUGUUUCCAAAAUAUGCAGCAGCACUCACUAAUACCCGAAGCAUUUUAGAUGUGUAAAAUCGGUGGCAUUGCCCUUUAAAAGAGGGGCGUCAAUGCGCAUGCUCAGUCUCUUAGAUACAUCCGACGCAGCAGGUGGCGCUAACGCAUGGACAGAACAGGGCGAAGAAGUCAGCAGAAAGCUGGCACAUGUGGAUCAGUUAGAAGCUGGAGGAUCUCAUGAAUAUUUCUUGAGAUCAGCUGCAAAAAAGAAGUUCCAGCUAAAUAAGCCACGUGGACCUGACACGAUCAUACUGCUAAAGUGAGGACAGAGUUUGGUCGGCCCAGCUACAUCUGCCAUAUCCACUUGAUGGGUUUGUUUUUUGUUUUAAAUUCAUUGCCAAAUAAAUGCAAGUUGUGAAACACA